This is a messenger RNA of Symbiodinium necroappetens, 1164 nucleotides long. The record is from the annotation of a GenBank genome assembly. Lineage: Eukaryota; Dinophyceae; Suessiales; Symbiodiniaceae.
AUGGCGCCAAGGGCAGCACUUGUACGACAGCAUGGGCAGAGUCAAUCUCAGAGCCAGCCCGGGCGAAGAACUUUGGGAGUCUUGGCAUGUUGGCUCGCGAUGUAUCUGCUUCCGGCGACGGUGCUUUUUGUUCCAGGUGUUCGAGUCAUGCCCCAGAGUCUGACGCUGGGGACGGCUAUCCGAUUAAACGCCCAAGAUGCGGACGCAGAGCCCUCUUCUGCAGAGAUCCAGAAGCUGAAGGCUGAGCUCGAACUGGCCCAGGCGAGGGCCGCGGCCGCGGAGGCCAAAGCCGCUCUGGCCGCCGCGCAGACGCAAAGUUCGGCGCCAAUAACGGAGCCCUCGGAGGCUUCCGUGGGCAGUGUGGCGACGGUGCUUGAGCCGGAGGUCGUGGAGUCGUCCUUCUCCUUAUCGGAUUAUUCUCAGACUGAGCAGAGACCUGCCCAGUUCCUGUUCGGAGAGAAGGGCGUCGCUUUCUUUGACCUCUUGGACCGGCUAGAAAACAUUCCGGAUGCAGGAACCACAGUCCUGGACGAGGUGGUGCGUGGCUGGUUCCUUGCGAUCUAUCAACUUUCAGCAGUGUCUGGCUCUGCCAUCCUGCCCGAAAAUGUUCCGGACGGAGUUCGAAGCAACGUCGCAGAGCUAGGAGCCGCUAUGGAUGCCGAUGUUUUGGCGACGCUCCUGCUCGACACCGACAAGGGUGGGGACUGGCGGCCCUGCUUGCAGCGACUGCGCAGCGCCCGCCUUUCCGACAUAAUGUCAGAUGCACUGAACUGGACAACGAUCUUUCCAGAUCGGCUCAAUGCUCUCACCGAGCUCUCCAUGCCUGACAGCAAAUCCCGUGUGAUCGACUUCUUGUCCAGCGACUCCUUCAAAGACUGUGGGAGUUGGUCCGAUGCUGAGGUCAUUGCCGCUGAAAAUCUGAUCUCAAGCGAUCCAAAGCUUGCGAAGAUCUUUGACAGGAUUGAGAAGGUAAAAUCCUCUAUUGCGGAGAACGUCCGGAAGCAGUCGAUCAUCCCCAUCGUCGGACUAGUCUUGCUGGUGGCUGCAGUCGCUUUCUUCUGCAAUGGCAUCAAUCUAGGUUCAGGUGCCGAUGGCGACAGCAAUUUGAUACCCGAUCAAUCUCAGUUGCAGGGGCUGCCUCUAGUCGGCCUUGAGAAGAAGUGA